Magnolia sinica is the source of this 1316-nucleotide messenger RNA. Its product is annotated as calcium uniporter protein 6, mitochondrial-like. Gene Ontology annotation, biological process: calcium import into the mitochondrion; mitochondrial calcium ion homeostasis. Gene Ontology annotation, cellular component: mitochondrial inner membrane; uniplex complex. The record is from RefSeq and is a predicted model, not a curated record. The transcript is spliced from 2 exons. NCBI's taxonomy places the organism in Eukaryota, Viridiplantae, Streptophyta, Magnoliopsida, Magnoliales, Magnoliaceae. Bases 7 to 966 code for a protein of 319 amino acids. Gene Ontology annotation, molecular function: uniporter activity; calcium channel activity.
CGUUGAAUGGCCGUUACAGACUCUGCCUAUUUCCCCCUUCAAAUCUCUCCCCAUUUCAUAUCUAAAGAUCUCUCUCUCUCUCUCUCUCUCUCUCUCGUAAAGAGAAUGUGGAGAUCGUCCGUUUUUCUAUCACGCACUCUCUCAGCCGUUAGAUAUGGGAGAAAACCGCCGCGGUUCAUCUCGGCCGCAUACUCUUUCCUUCCGUCGCUUCCCUUCUCUUCACAACAAGAGGCAGGUCCGAACAGUAACAGCAGCAGAAGCAACGGUGAGGAUGCGAUCUCAUUCGCGGAGGCGAAGAAGCUGCUGAGGCUGGUUAACGUAGAGGCAUUGAAGAACAAGCUGGGAAUGGAGGGAGAGGAGGUAAUCGGGUACCCGGAUCUGCUCAAGGCCUGUGAGACCAUGGGCGUUGCUCGUUCGUCUGAUGAGGCGGCCGCUUUCGCUCGUGUCCUUGAUGAGGCUGGCGUCGUCCUCCUUUUCCGAGACAAGGUCUACCUGCAUCCCGAUAAGGUCGUGGAUCUUGUGAGAAGAGCCAUGCCUCUGGCAUUGACACCGGAGGAUGACCCCAGGAGAGAAGAGCUGAAGACACUGCUGAAAAAGAAGGAAGAGAUAGACAUGCUCGCGCACAGGCAUGUCCGCCGCAUCCUAUGGACAGGAUUGGGUUUCCUGGUGGUCCAAGUAAGCCUCUUCUUCCGGCUGACGUUUUGGGAGUUCUCCUGGGAUGUCAUGGAGCCGAUCACAUUUUUCACCACCAUGACUGGCCUAGUCAUGGGAUACACCUACUUCCUCGUCACGUCAAGGGACCCGACAUACCGAGAUAUGAUGAAGAGGCUGUACACAUCCAGACAAAGGAAGCUGAUCAAGAAAUCAAAGUUUGACAUAGAACGGUUGGAAGAAUUGCAGAAGAAGUGCAAAUCCCCUCUAGAUGGCGUUAGUGGAAUGGGUCUAGAUCCAUUUCAUGGAGAUUGAUGCCUUGAUGAGAACCCAUGUGGUUUGUUGUUGUUUACCCUACCGUCGUAAUAUUUGUGGUUUUAAGUGUAACCCAGGUUUUGUUUUUGGCUUCUGGGUGAUACUAUUUCAUCCGCCGGAUGGGGAGAAUUAGGAUAGAAUUAAAUGAUGCACCAUUGUUGUAAUUGAGGGUCCAAUAGAAUGCCAAUAUCUAUUUUGCUUAAGCAAAAUGAUUUAUAAAACUAAGCCCACAAAGUGGGUCCCAUGGUCCGGAACCAUUGGUGUUGUUUAUGCCACCGUCUAUUGGAACUGUAAUAACCAAUCUUCGACCCUUUUUCAGUUGAAUGUGGAUCAUUGCUGCAUUUCUCUUA